AUGUCCACCAACCGUCCAUUCUUGGCCAACUUCCUGGCUGCCUUUCGGGCCCAGUCCACCUUCAAAGCCGCCUCGCAACAACCAUCAGGCACAUCGUCUCUCUCAUCAGCCCAGAUCGCUUCCAGUGCUCGGUCAAUAGCCUCCAAGGCCACCCAAUCAGGCCCCUCGUCAGCCGCAGCAACAUCCUCCUCCCACCAUCACCAUCACCACCAGCACUCCGCAUCCUCCUCAUCUGCUUCCGCGGCUCCAGCAACAUCAACUCCCUCCGCCCACACCCAACAGACCUCCUCUCCCACCCAUCAUUCCCACCACUAUCACCAUGCACCUCUAGAGCCCUCCCCUCUCUCCGCAUCACCACCCCCACCUCCCACCACAUCCACCCCGAUCCCUAUCAAUCGCGGCCCCGCUGACCGCCAGCGCCGCGGCAGUGAUUCCUCCUCCGGCUCGGGUGGUUUUCGCGAUGCCCUCGGCCCGGAGAAGUGGUACAUUGGCGGCCGCACGCCAGCCGGUGAAGAGCGCUUCUACCGUCUCGGCAUGGUGACCAAGGGUGGCGGCCGGCUCGGCGGCGGGGGCCGUGUCGGCAGCAUUGACCAGUUGAGCCUGUGA
This is a messenger RNA of Penicillium macrosclerotiorum, 606 nucleotides long. RefSeq lists its product as uncharacterized. The record is from RefSeq and is a predicted model, not a curated record. NCBI's taxonomy places the organism in Eukaryota, Fungi, Ascomycota, Eurotiomycetes, Eurotiales, Aspergillaceae. The transcript has a single exon. Bases 1 to 606 code for a protein of 201 amino acids.